AUGGCCUCCGAAUACAGUGUCCGCAAGGUUGGGGCUCCCAACACCCUGGAGCACCGCGUCUACAUUGAGAAGAAUGGCGUGCCCGUCUCGUCUUUCCACGAUAUCCCCCUCUACGCCAACCAGGAGCAGACUAUCCUGAACAUGAUUGUCGAGAUCCCCCGCUGGACCAAUGGCAAGCUUGAGGUCUCCAAGGAGGAACUCCUUAACCCCAUCAAGCAGGAUGUGAAGAAGGGCAAGCUUCGCUUCGUCCGCAACUGCUUCCCCCACAAGGGCUACCUGUGGAACUACGGUUGCUUCCCCCAGACCUGGGAAGACCCCAACUCUAUCCACCCCGAGACCAAGGCCAAGGGUGACGACGACCCCCUCGAUGUCUGCGAGAUCGGUGAGCUGGUCGGCACCGUUGGCCAGGUGAAGCAGGUCAAGGUUCUGGGUGUCAUGGCCCUCCUCGAUGAGGAGGAGACUGACUGGAAGGUCAUUGUCAUCGACGUCAACGACCCUCUAGCUCCCAAGCUCAACGACGUUGAGGACGUCGAGCGCCACCUGCCUGGCCUGCUCCGCGCCACCAAUGAGUGGUUCCGCAUCUACAAGAUUCCCGAUGGCAAGCCCGAGAACCAGUUCGCCUUCACCGGCGAGUGCAAGAACAAGGACUACGCCAUGGACGUCGUCCGCGAGUGCGCUGAGGCCUGGGAGCGCCUGAUCACCGGCAAGACCAACCCCGGCGGCAUCUCGCUGACCAACACUGCCGUUGCCCACUCUCCUAGCCGCGUCGCUCCCAACGAGCUGCCCCAGCUUCCUCCCCACCAGGAGCUCGCUCCUGAGAAGAUCGACUCCUCCAUUGACAAGUGGUUCUUCAUCAGCGGUGCCUCUGCUUAA
Emericellopsis atlantica is the source of this 873-nucleotide messenger RNA. Its product is annotated as inorganic pyrophosphatase. The transcript has 3 exons. NCBI's taxonomy places the organism in Eukaryota, Fungi, Ascomycota, Sordariomycetes, Hypocreales, Bionectriaceae. The record is from RefSeq and is a predicted model, not a curated record. Gene Ontology annotation, cellular component: nucleus; cytoplasm. Gene Ontology annotation, molecular function: magnesium ion binding; inorganic diphosphate phosphatase activity. The coding region runs from base 1 to 873 and encodes 290 amino acids. Gene Ontology annotation, biological process: phosphate-containing compound metabolic process.